AUGUCGCCUUCUGCAGCGAGCACAAGAACUGCUUCCUCGCGGUUACCGUCUCGACCUCAAAAAGGGUCAUCUCAACCUCCAAGGAGAAGCACUAAACGGCAAAGCAGACACUCUUGGACAGACGAGGAGCUGAAUCUUCUUUCGUACCUUCGGCACCUUCGUCGCUGGCGCUUUACACAAAUCCAGAAGUCAUACUUCCCAUCACUUUCACCAAGUGCACUCUUAGGAGCCUACUGGCGCCUGUCCACUGAAGACCGCGUACGCCGAGCAUCGGCGGUCACUGCUCCAAUUACCACCCCUCACAACACUACAAGAGACUCUCGCAGUACCCCCAACACUCAAUCUACGCGUUCUGGUCUUGAACAGGGACCAAGUUAUCUUCAUCGUCCUAUUUCUUGUCCACUCUCCCAGGCGAAAAGUAGCACUGAGACCUCAAUCUUACCCUCGCCGAGUUCUGCAACUGGAGACGAACCAGUAGGCCAAAGCAGCAAUACAAUUCGCUACAACCUUCGGCCAAACAGAUCGACAACCUUCCCGCAAAGGAAACGGCGAUAUCUAGUUGACCGGCGCCGUUUCCCUCACUUCUCCAAGUCGUACAGGUACCAUCUGAACCUGCACAGGCGGUCAGACAGAGACUACGUCCCAUUGUCUCACACACCUACGCCAAACUCAUCGGACCGUAGCCCUUCCGUCGUCUCGAGCCCGCCUAGUGUCGCAUCAAGUCUAGAACUCUUUGGCUUAGAAGCGCGUUCUCUCAACUCAUCAGAUCGUGGUUCCUCGGUUACCUCCAGUUUAUCCGACGACAUCUCCAGCGCAGAAUUCUUCAGCUCAGAGGAGCGUCCACCUACACCAUGA
Molecule: messenger RNA, 855 nt
Organism: Penicillium samsonianum
Lineage: Eukaryota; Fungi; Ascomycota; Eurotiomycetes; Eurotiales; Aspergillaceae
Exons: 1
Coding region: 1-855 (284 amino acids)
Source: RefSeq, a predicted model, not a curated record